This is a messenger RNA of Salvelinus fontinalis (brook trout), 7503 nucleotides long. It is a transcript of the gene dusp16, whose product is annotated as dual specificity phosphatase 16. NCBI's taxonomy places the organism in Eukaryota, Metazoa, Chordata, Actinopteri, Salmoniformes, Salmonidae. Gene Ontology annotation, biological process: negative regulation of MAPK cascade; protein dephosphorylation. The transcript has 6 exons. Gene Ontology annotation, cellular component: nucleus; cytoplasm. Gene Ontology annotation, molecular function: MAP kinase tyrosine/serine/threonine phosphatase activity; protein tyrosine/threonine phosphatase activity. Bases 1198 to 3444 code for a protein of 748 amino acids. The record is from RefSeq and is a predicted model, not a curated record.
UUUUCUAUGUGAGUAGAUAUGACGCUGGCUACCUAACUCGAUAACCAGUUAUUAACUCUAUAAAGUCAGCAGUGAGAUGGUGGUUUUAUAGAUGGUUUUGUGCCUUUAAGGCCGCCUGUUCAUUACGAGUUGGUUUCAAAUGACGCCAACCUUUCAUUUUUAUCUCAAUGACCUCAUCCUCUACGGUUGAAGUUUACUAACCAGCGAAUAUUUUUCAUCUCAUUUAUUUUUGGUAGUUUUCUUCUUGUUUUACUCUCCGUUAAACCGAGUUUUACAACAACUUUAACUCGAUAAUAGAUGUCGGUGAUGUUGAAAGGCGCUUUCUGACAGCGACUUCUCUAACGGCUGAUCAGCUCUACAAUAUAAAUGGAGGAGUGAGGUUCAUGAUGAUGUAAUCGUCAGCCAGACCACGAGAAAAGCCUUCCUUUGUUCCGCUCCUGCAAUGGUGUGAAAGAGACCGCCCCUCCCCCUCCUCACACACACACACACACACACACACAUGAACACACGUACACACACACACACACACACACACACACACACACACACAUGAACACACGUUCACACACACAUGAACACACAUGAACACUGGUUCACACAAACAGAGGCACAAGAAGGAUAGUGGGGUUUAGGUUUUUAGUCCUUUAGGGCCAGAGAGAGGCGUCUCUCUCUCCUCCCUCUCUCUCCUCCCUCUCUCUCUCUCUCUCUCUGUUUCUCUGUCUCUCUCUCUCUCUCUCUCUCUCUCUCUCUCUCUCUCUCUCCUCCCUCUCUCUCUCUCUCUGUCUCUCUGUCUCUCUCUCUCUCUGUUUCUCUAUCUCUCUCCCCCUCUCUGUCUCUCUCUCUCUCUCUCUCUCUCUCUCUCUCUCUGUCUCUCUCUCUCUCUCUCUGUUUCACUAUCUCUCUCUCUCUCUCUCUCUCCUCCCUCUCUCUCUGUCUCUCUCUCUGUCUCUCUCUCUCUCUCUCUGUUUCUCUCUCUCUCUCCCCCUCUCUCCCCCUCUCUGUCUCUCUCUCUCUCUCUCUCUGGGCUGUGCUGCCAAGCUCCAUCAGGAUGCCGUCAUACUCAGCCUACACAAUGGGUCUGUUCAUCUCCUGAGGGCUUCGUCGUGUCACUGGACCGCUAGCCCGCCUAAGGGGAAGAGGAGGAGGGAGGAAGAGGAGGAGGAGGGGCUGUGAGAAAGGGAUUAAUAAGGUGUCGUCAUGUCGGAACGUCCCGUGGGCAUGGGAGUGGGAGUGGGAGCCUGCACUGGAGCUGAGACCGGAGGGACUGGUUUUGGGACUGCAGCCGGAGCUCAUGGAGCUGGAGGGGUUGGGAUUGGACCUGGGGUGGGGAACGGACCCCGAGCUGGGACUGGAGUCAAAGGUUCAGGGCCUGUAUCAGGCGCGGCAUCCGAGACCAGACCGGGCUCGGUGCGUCCCAUCAGGGCCGAAGGGCUGGUUGCCCUGCUGGAGGGGGGUCUGGACAGCGUGUUGUUGAUUGACAGCCGGCCCUUCGUAGAAUAUAACUCCUCCCACAUCCUGGAGGCGGUCAAUGUGAACUGUUCUAAACUGAUGAAGAGGAGACUGCAGCAGGACAAGGUCCAGAUCAACGAACUGCUGCAGCACUCUGCCAAGAAGAAGUUGGAGCUAGUGGGCGGUCAGGAGGUGGUGGUGUAUGACCAGAGUUCAUCUGACCCCUUGACCCUUCCCUCGGAGGCCUUCCUUACCGUCCUAUUGGCCAAGCUGGAGAGGAGCUUCCCUUCCGUACACCUGCUCUCAGGUGGUUUCUCAGCAUUUUCCCAGCUGUUUCCAGGUCUGUGUGAAGGUAAGGCUCUUUUGGCCGCGUCCUGCCUGGUCCCCACCUGCCUCUCUCAGCCCUGCCUGCCCCUCAACACCUCUGGGCCAACACGUAUCCUGCCUCACCUUUACCUGGGCUGUCAGAGAGACGUACUCAACAUGGAAGUGAUGCAGCAGAAUGAGAUAGCGUACGUCCUGAAUGCCAGUAACACAUGUCCCAAACCAGACUACAUCGCUGAGUCUCACUUCCUGCGAGUCCCUGUCAACGACAGCUUCUGUGAGAAGAUCCUCCCCUGGUUGGACAGAUCGGUAGAGUUCAUAGAGAAGGCCAAAGCCUCCGACGCCUGUGUGCUGGUCCACUGUCUGGCUGGUAUCUCCCGCUCGGCAACCAUCGCUAUCGCUUACAUCAUGACGAGGAUGGACAUGUCACUAGACGAAGCUUACAGGUUCGUGAAGGAGAAGAGGCCCACCAUCUCUCCUAACUUCAACUUCCUGGGUCAGCUGCUGGACUUUGAGAAGAAGAUCAAGACUCCUGGAAGGUCGGAGAUCAGAGAGACCAUCGGGGUCAAACCCUGUCCCCUCCUCCACCCCCCACUAGAGCAGGACCCCCCUAACCCUACCCCCAGCCUGCCAGACCCUGCCCUGGCCCUGCUGGAGCCCCUGACCCUGCCGUGUGUCCUGACCCCCUGGCCUCCAGAGGAGAGGCUCCUGGCCCAGGCUCUCCAGGGGCUCCAGCUGGACCAGGGGACGGAGGACAGCGCUGCCCGGCUGAAAAGGUCCUUCUCUCUGGACAUCAAGUCGUACGGGGAGACAGGAGGCAGCAGCAGCGCCCCCGUGAGGCCGUACCCCCACCCUACAUCCCACCCCGGAGCCCAGGAGUAUUAUAAUCCAUCCGGGAGCUUCAAGGAGCCUGCUGGGAAACCGUGUCAGUUCUCUCCCGUGAAGGAGAUGUCGGAGCAGUCUACACCGGAGCCGAGCCCUGACAAGGAGCAGGACGACGGUCCCGCAGACCCUGCUGCUACGUCUGCUGCUCCUGUAGUCUCCACCACGAGCAGCACCACUACCAGUAUGACCACCUCCAACCAGCCCAGCAUGAAGCAGCCCAGCCAGGCUACGCCUCCUCCGCCGCCCCUCUCCUGUUCCCAGCCGCUCCACCGUAGCGGCAGUAUGGAGGAGAGCUCUAACCCCACCCCUAACCACACUCCUCACACCACCGGCUUCCUGUUCGGCCUAUCACGUUCCCAGCAGCACCUGUCCAAGCCCGCCCCUAACCUAGGCUCCGCCCUGAAGGGCUGGCACUCCGACAUCCUAUUGGGUCCCGUCACUGUGUCGUCGGGGGGAUGGUACCUCUCCGAGUCGCACCGCUUCUACUCCACCUCCGCCAUCUUAGGAGGCGGGGCCAACAUUCUCGGGGGUGGCAGCGUAGCGGCGUACAGCGUGAGUCAGGGGUUGGAGGAGGUGCGGCGGCGCGGGCGGCAGAGGAACGGCGACCGCGGGGACUCGCGGAGGAGCUGGCACGAGGAGAGCACCUUGGAGAAACAGCUGAAGAGAUGGAGCUGUCAGAUGGAACUGGGAGACAGGAUGAGAGGAGGAAGGGAGACGAGAUCCAGGGAAGAGAUGGGGAGUCACAGCAGCUUCUCAGGAAGCAUGGAGCUCAUAGAGGUGUCCUGAGAGGGACGUUCAAUAUGGCCUCCAGUCCGCACCCAUUACGGAAUCGUUGAUUUGAAUGGAGACGUCCGUUCUAGGGAGUAUAACAUCCCCAGAUCAGACCCGUGUUGAGGGGAAAGACUUGUUCUGCACCCGUCUUAUUAUCCCACUAGGGACUUGAACCUUGAACUGAUCUAAGCGGCUCUAUGUGUACUUGUGUCGCGACAGUUGGCAUUAAUGUAGUUUGAACUUUGACCUGGAAGCAGAAAGCAGCUGUGUGAUGAUGAUGAAUGUAAUGAAGAGGUGAACUCUGAGAGGACUGAGACAAACUGAGUCUUUUGUUUCAUUUAUUUCUGAUUGUUGAUGAUCGUCGUCAACAGCAGUAGAUGUCUGCCUGGCGUUGGAUACAUGGAGCUUUUAUGAAGCCUUAUGAAGUCUUUAUGAAGCGUUAUGAAGUCUUUAUGAGCCUUAUGAAGUCUUUAUGAAGCCUUAUGAAGUCUUUAUGAGCCUUGAGAAGUCUUUAUGAAGCCUUAUGAAGUCUUUAUGAGCCUUGAGAAGUCUUUAUGAAGCCUUAUGAAGUCUUUAUGAGCCUUAAGAAGUCUUUAUGAAGCCUUAAGAAGUCUUUAUGAGCCUUAUGAAGUCUUUAUGAAGCGUUAUGAAGUCUUUAUGAAGCCUUAUGAAGUCUUUAUGAGCCUUAUGAAGUCUUUAUGAAGCGUUAUGAAGUCUUUAUGAGUCUUAUGAAGUCUUUAUGAAGCCUUAAGAAGUCUUUAUGAGCCUUAUGAAGUCUUUAUGAAGCCUUAUGAAGUCUUUAUGAGCCUUAAGAAUUCUUUAUGAAGCUUUAAGAAUUCUUUAUGAAGUCUUAUGAAGUCUUUAUGAAGCCUUAUGAAGUCUUUAUGAAGCAUUAUGAAGUCUUUAUGAAGCCUUAAGACGUCUUUAUGAAGCCUUAAGAAGUCUUUAUGAAGCCUUAAGAAGUCUUUAUGAAGCCUUAAGAAGUCUUUAUGAAGCCUUAAGAAGUCUUUAUGAAGCCUUAAGAAGUCUUUAUGAAGCCUUAAGAAGUCUUUGUGAAGCAUUAUGAAGUCUUUAUGAAGCCUUAAGAAGUCUUUAUGAAGCGUUAUGAAGUCUUUAUGAAGCCUUAUGAAGUCUUUAUGAGCCUUAAGAAGUCUUUAUGAAGCCUUUAUGAAGCCUUAAGAAGUCUUUAUGAAGCGUUAUGAAGAACGAGACCAGAGAUCCUUGAUAUCCCUGUGUCAAAUCAUCCAAUACCUCACACAUCCAAAUUAGAGGCUUCUCCUGUUCCUCUGUCUUCUUCUGAUUGACAAUUCAAAUCUCAGGUCUUAUUUGAGCAGCAAGAAAAGAUGCUUGAACAACCGAACAGUUCCCGAACAGCUCCAGAACAGCUCCCGAACAGCUCCCGAACAGUUCCCGAACAGUUCCAGAACAGCUCCAGAACAGCUCCCGAACAGCUCCCGAACAGCUCCCGAACAGCUCCCGAACAGUUCCCGAACAGCUCCCGAACAGCUCCCGAACAGCUCCCGAACAGUUCCGAACAGCUCCCGAACAGCUCCCGAACAGCUCCCGAACAGUUCCCGAACAGUUCCCGAACAGCUCCCGAACAGCUCCCGAACAGUUCCCGAACAGCUCCCGAACAGCUCCCGAACAGCUCCCGAACAGCUCAGUUGGUAGAGCAUGGCGCUUGUACCCAAGGGUUGUAGGUUCGAUUCCCAGGGCCACCCAGACGUAAAAUGUAUGCACGCAUGACUGUAAAUCACUUUGGAUUAAAGCGCUAAACAUUAAAUAUUAUUAACGAACGGUGUGGUUGUGGGUUUUGUCUGAUAUGGUGUGGUAAAGGAAUGAUGUAAUGACUGAUACCUGUGGUAAAGGAAUGAUGUAAUGACUGAUACCUGUGGUAAAGGAAUGAUGUAAUGACUGAUACAUGUGGUAAAGGAAUGAUGUAAUGACUGAUACCUGUGGUAAAGGAAUGAUGUAAUGACUGAUACCUGUGGUAAAGGAAUGAUGUAAUGAUUGAUACCUGUGGUAAAGGAAUGAUGUAAUGACUGAUACCUGUGGUAAAGGAAUGAUGUAAUGACUGAUACCUGUGGUAAAGGAAUGAUGUAAUGACUGAUACCUGUGAUAAAGGAAUUAUGUAAUGAUUGAUACCUGUGGUAAAGGAAUGAUGUAAUGACUGAUACCUGUGAUAAAGGAAUUAUGUAAUGAUUGAUACCUGUGAUAAAGGAAUGAUGUAAUGACUGAUACCUGUGGUAAAGGAAUGAUGUAAUGAUUGAUACCUGUGGUAAAGGAAUGAUGUAAUGACUGAUACCUGUGGUAAAGGAAUGAUGUAAUGACUGAUACCUGUGGUAAAGGAAUGAUGUAAUGACUGAUACCUGUGGUAAAGGAAUGAUGUAAUGACUGAUACCUGUGGUAAAGGAAUUAUGUAAUGAUUGAUACCUGUGGUAAAGGAAUGAUGUAAUGACUGAUACCUGUGGUAAAGGAAUGAUGUAAUGAUUGAUACCUGUGGUAAAGGAAUGAUGUAAUGAUUGAUACCUGUGGUAAAGGAAUGAUGUAAUGACUGAUACCUGUGGUAAAGGAAUGAUGUAAUGACUGAUACCUGUGGUAAAGGAAUGAUGUAAUGACUGAUACCUGUGGAUACCUGUGGUAAAGGAAUGAUGUAAUGACUGAUACCUGUGGAUACCUGUGGUAAAGGAAUGAUGUAAUGACCUGAACCCUGACCUGAGACCAGUGGUCCUGAACUCUGACCUGAGACCAGUGGUCCUGAACCCUGACCUGAGACCAGUGGUCCUGACCCCUGACCUGAGACCAGUGGACCUGAACCCUGACCUGAGACCAGUGGUCCUGAACCCUGACCUGAGACCAGUGGUCCUGAACCCUGACCUGAACCCUGACCUCAGACCAGUGAUCCCAUCCCAGACCUGAGACCAGUGGACCUGAACUCUGACCUGAGACCAGUGGACCUGAACUCUGACCUGAGACCAGUGGACCUGAACUCUGACCUGAGACCAGUGGACCUGAACUCUGACCUGAGACCAGUGGUCCCAUCCCAGACCUGAGCCCUGACCUGAGACGUCUGUUCAGCUACCUCAGUGUGUGGACGUGUGUGAGAGAUGGUAGGUCUGUUAUGGGGUUGUGUUGCUGUGUCAGAAUAUAGCUAGUUUUACAACAGACAAUGUGGACUAAAGUCAGGGAUGGGACCACUGGUCUCAGGUCAGAGGUCAGGUCUGGGUCAGGACCACUGGUCUCAGGUCAGAGGUCAGGUCUGGGUCAGGACCACUGGUCUCAGGUCAGGGGUCAGGUCUGGGUCAGGACCACUGGUCUCAGGUCAGGGGUCAGGUCUGGGUCAGGACCACUGGUCUCAGGUCAGAGGUCAGGUCUGGGUCAGGACCACUGGUCUCAGGUCAGGGGUCAGGUCUGGGUCAGGACCACUGGUCUCAGGUCAGGGGUCAGGUCUGGGUCAGGACCACUGGUCUCAGGUCAGGGGUCAGGACCACUGGUCUCAGGUCAGGGGUCAGGUCUGGGUCAGGACCACUGGUCUCAGGUCAGAGGUCAGGUCUGGGUCAGGACCACUGGUCUCAGGUCAGGGGUCAGGUCUGGGUCAGGACCACUGGUCUCAGGUCAGGGGUCAGGUCUGGGUCAGGACCACUGGUCUCAGGUCAGGGGUCAGGUCUGGGUCAGGACCACUGGUCUCAGGUCAGGGGUCAGGACCACUGGUCUCAGGUCAGAGGUCAGGUCUGGGUCAGGACCACUGGUCUCAGGUCAGGGGUCAGGUCUGGGUCAGGACCACUGGUCUCAGGUCAGGGGUCAGGUCUGGGUCAGGACCACUGGUCUCAGGUCAGGGGUCAGGUCUGGGUCAGGACCACUGGUCUCAGGUCAGAGGUCAGGUCUGGGUCAGGACCACUGGUCUCAGGUCAGAGGUCAGGUCUGGGUGUGUGAGAGAUAUUAGGUCUGUUAUGGGGUUGUGUUGCUGUGUCAGAAUAUAGCUAGUUUUACAACAGACAAUGUGGACAUUUGGAUGAAGCUGAUGAGCAGUAGAUGUAUGUUGACUGUUGAAAUAAAAUCUGAAACGGUACAAAA